Messenger RNA from Talaromyces amestolkiae, 1821 nucleotides. RefSeq lists its product as uncharacterized. The record is from RefSeq and is a predicted model, not a curated record. The coding region runs from base 1 to 1821 and encodes 606 amino acids. Gene Ontology annotation, molecular function: NAD+ binding; oxidoreductase activity, acting on the CH-OH group of donors, NAD or NADP as acceptor. NCBI's taxonomy places the organism in Eukaryota, Fungi, Ascomycota, Eurotiomycetes, Eurotiales, Trichocomaceae. Gene Ontology annotation, biological process: fatty acid metabolic process. The transcript is spliced from 3 exons.
AUGAUCCCUAAUUGGCAGCCGCCCCAAAACUACAGGGAACGCCCUGUAGCCAUCCUUGGUGCAGGCGUCUUGGGACGUCGAGUCGCCUGUAUCUGGGCAUCGGCAGGUUACAAGGUCCAGGUUCGCGAUCCCAUUCCGGAACAACGCGCAGACUGUAUCGCCUACGUAAAGCAGAAUGUAGAUUCCUAUGCAGAAAAAACAGGAGCAAGACCUGGCGAUAUUACCGCAACUGAGGAUUUGGAAGAUACGGUCAAUAACGCGUGGCUCGUUAUUGAAGUAGUUCCCGAGAAGAUCCAACUGAAGAUUGAUACCUUUGAGCAGCUGGAUAAGCUUGCUCCGAAAGACUGUAUUUUGGCAUCCAACUCUUCUUCGUACAAAUCCUCUGAGAUGCUUGACAAGGUGUCCGAUGCUACGAAGUCACGUAUCUUGAACUUGCACUACUACAUGCCUCCGCAGGUUAUGGUGGUCGAGUUGAUGACAGACGGCUUUACAGAUCCCUCAAUCAUUCAAUUUAUGUUCGAACGCUCUAAGGAAGCGGCUACAAAGCCGUAUGUCGCCAGGAAAGAGUCCACGGGCUUUAUUUUCAACCGCCUAUGGGCUGCCGUUAAGCGAGAAUCUCUGACGAUCCUCGCUGAGGAGGUUUCGACUCCUAGUGAGAUUGAUUCGAUAUGGAAGGAGAUUUUCAUCAAGGGAGGCAUGGCACCUUGUAAAGGCAUGGACAGCGUCGGUCUAGACACGGUGGCAUUUAUUGAGAAGCACUAUAUCGCCGAGAGAGGACUCCCUAGUGAAAAAACCGUCGAUUUUCUGCAAAGGAAAUACCUGGACUAUGGCAAGCUCGGGUCCAAGUCUCCGAAGGGCGGCCUCUACGAGCCCUCUGAUGAAGUCGCUAAAUCUGAUGCUGCAAGCCGCAGCCUUCUUGUCUUGGACCUUGGCUUGUCAUCCAAAGAACCGAGCUUCGAGGCCGGUGAAAUUCUGCAGAUCUCAGCAGAUGGACACGUAGAGAAGGCUCUCACUACAGGUCAAGCUCUUCCAGAUGGGAUCGUUGUGGAUCCCAGCAGCAAGCGAGUUUUUUGGACCAACAUGGGUAUCCCGGGAAAGGAGGAUGGAGCGGUGCUGUCAGCAAACUUGGAUGGAGGCGAUGUCAAGACUAUUAUAGCACCAGGGGCCAUCAACACACCAAAACAAUUGGCAUUGGAUGCAGAAUCAAAGAAGCUCUACUUCUGUGACCGCGAAGGGCUUCGUGUCAUACGUUGCAAUUUUGACGGGACGGAAUUCGAAGUUUUGAUUCAGACUGGCGACCCUAGUGCGCCAGAUGCUGGAGAUAAUAUGAAAUGGUGUGUUGGAAUGACUGUUGCACCAAGUCUGGGCAAAUUUUACUGGACACAGAAGGGUCCAUCGAAAGGUGGAAAAGGGCGUAUCUUCUGCGCAAACAUAUCUACCCCUGAAGGGAAGUCAGCAUCCACGAGGGACGACAUCCAGUGCAUUUUGAGCAACCUUCCAGAACCGAUUGAUCUAGAGAUUGACGAGGAAACUCGGGUCCUUUAUUGGACUGAUCGUGGCGAAAUCCCCUUCGGGAACUCCUUGAAUCGAUUAUACCUCGAUCAUUUUGGCUUGCCUCAGCCUCACACAUCCUGUCUGGGUUACGACAUACUCAGCAGAAACCUGAAUGAGGCCAUAGGCUUGAAACUGGACCUUCCCAAUAACAGUAUCUACCUGACCGAUCUUGGCGGCAGUCUUUACCGCUGCGAUCGGGACGGAAAGAAUAGGAUGAAGCUGUUCUCCGAUGAGAACAGGGCAUUGACUGGGCUCGCGCUCGUUUGA